AAAAAUAAAGAAAACUCAUAAUUGUAAUUUUGUUUCAACUAAAAUAUAUUCCUUCAACUAAUGCAGGUCCAAAUCCGUCGUCUCCCCAAACCAGUGAUAGCUAUGGUUGCAGGAUAUGCAGUUGGAGGUGGACAUGUACUUCACAUGGUCUGUGAUCUAACAAUUGCAGCAGAUAAUGCAGUUUUUGGCCAAACAGGGCCUAAGGUUGGAAGCGUUGACGCUGGUUAUGGAGCUUCCGUAAUGGAUCGUCUGGUUGGUCCGAAACGAGCUCGUGAGAUGUGGUUUAUGGCAAAGUUUUAUAAUGCUGUUGAAGCAGAUAAAAUGGGGCUAGUCAACACCGUUGUCCCUCUGGAGAAGUUGGAGGAGGAGACGGUUAAGUGGUGUCGAGAGAUCCUAAGGAACAGUCCUAUGGCGAUCCGUGUUGCCAAAUCUGCUCUCAAUGCCGUUGAUGAUGGCCAUUCUGGACUUCAGCAAAUGGGAGGAGAUGCGACCCUUCUGUUCUAUGGAACGGAGGAAGGCACGGAGGGGAAGAACGCCUACUUGCAGCGCAGGAAACCUGAUUUCUCGAGAUUUCCCCGUCUGCCUUGAGUUUGCUUUCCGUCUCUGGAGCUUAUGUUGAUCAAUGAUCACUAUGUACUAAAUAAUGUGUGUUUCGGAAUAAUAAUUUUGCAAGUGAGAGGGGCAAAUAUGUGUUUUGCUUUGGUGUUUGUUUUAGUGGAAUAAGUAGUUUCUCUCGUUGUAUGAUGCGCUUCUUAUUUUAUCUUUAGUGGAGAGACGUUGUAUCUGCUUGUGCUCAUGUUACAUGGAUUUCAAAGAAAUUUUUCAGUUGAAAAGUUAUGUACCUUAAACAUAAUUUUGUCUUAUUAUGUGAUAUAUUACGUUGAAUUA
Messenger RNA from Salvia hispanica, 888 nucleotides. Lineage: Eukaryota; Viridiplantae; Streptophyta; Magnoliopsida; Lamiales; Lamiaceae. The record is from RefSeq and is a predicted model, not a curated record.